Siniperca chuatsi (mandarin fish) is the source of this 2201-nucleotide messenger RNA. RefSeq names its product phospholipase A2, group VII (platelet-activating factor acetylhydrolase, plasma) (gene pla2g7). Gene Ontology annotation, molecular function: 1-alkyl-2-acetylglycerophosphocholine esterase activity. The coding region runs from base 159 to 1457 and encodes 432 amino acids. The record is from RefSeq and is a predicted model, not a curated record. NCBI's taxonomy places the organism in Eukaryota, Metazoa, Chordata, Actinopteri, Centrarchiformes, Sinipercidae. The transcript is spliced from 12 exons.
GCAGUGGCUAGCUAACUCCAACAAUAACGACCUGUCAAACCACUCCCAAGUGGCUCAGACCGGUACAUGUAGCUCGAGAAAUUGACAUUAGUUACGUAGUAAUGUUGCGAAACUGAUGUAGUAACAUUGGUACCCAACUACCUCUGUAUCUCCGGUCGAUGUUUUCUCAUGGAAGGUUUGUACAGUUAUUAGUCAAGAGGAUUUACGAGCAGACAGACCAGAGGAGGUACACGUUUGGUUUCUUCGCCAUGGGGAACACCUGCAGUAAUCAUCUUGGGAUCCCUCCCGCCAAGGGCCCCAAUGCUGUGGGAUGCACUGACUUCAUGAUGGACCACACUGCACAGGGCAGCUUCUUCCGGCUUUUCUAUCCUUGUCAAGAAACUGAAAAAGCAGAUAAACCAGACUGGGUACCGAGCAGGGAGUAUUUUUACGGUCUGGCAGACUUCAUGAAAAUCAACAGGGCCCUCAGUGAAAAGAUUUUCAACUACCUCUUUGGGUCCUUUAAGAUCCCAGCAUAUUUGGAUGCUCCAUUUAAAUCAAAUGGAAAAUGUCCUGUAGUUAUCUUCUCCCAUGGCCUUGGAGCCUUUAGGACUUUGUAUUCAGCUGUAUGUGCAGAAUUGGCUUCUCAUGGCUUCAUUGUGGCGUCUGUGGAACACAGAGACGAGUCAGCCUCAGCUACGUAUUAUUUUCGUGAGAAGACAGAGUCCGAGAAGGCACAUGAGAAAGUGCCUAAAACAUCUGCCUCAGCCCAAGACAACUUGGUAAAACAGUGGAUGUACUACAGAACUCUGCAGCACAGAGAGAGCGAAUUCCCCCUCAGAAAUAAACAGGUGAAACAGAGAGCAGAUGAAUGCAUUCUGGCUCUGGAUAAACUCACUGAAAUCAACUCAGGGACAGCAGUGGAAAAUGUUCUGCAAACACAGUUUGACUGGACGACGUUGGAGAACUCCAUGGAUCUGUGUAGGAUAGCAGUGUUGGGGCAUUCCUUUGGGGGAGCAACAGUGAUUGAAGCUCUGUGCAAAGAGGUUAAAUUCAAGUGUGGCGUAGCGCUGGACGCCUGGAUGUUCCCUUUAGAUGACGAGUUAUUUCCUCGGGUGAAGCAGCCGAUCUUCUUCAUCAACUCAGAGAAGUUCCAGUGGGCGGGGAACAUCAGCCGCAUGAAGGAGCUGGACUCAGCAGUCAUACAGAGGAAAAUGAUCACCAUCAGAGGUACAGUCCACCAGAGUUUCCCAGACUUCACCUUCCUGACGGGCCACUGGAUCGGUAAACUGAUGAAGCUACAGGGAGAGAUCGACCCAGAGCUCGCCAUAGACCUCUGCAACAAAGCAACACUAGCCUUUCUGCAACGCCAUCUUGGUCUAGAGAAGAACUUUAAUCAGUGGGACCCUCUGAUUGAUGGGCAGGAUGAAAACCUCAUUCAGGGAACUAAUAUUACUCUGCUACAGUCUGCCAUCUGAACUGCAGAUAAUACCUGGGACUGUCUGGCCGUCAGCUGAAUGAUUUCACCUCGUGCAUAGCAGUCAGUGGAACGGUCCCAAAUGGACUAAGGAUAACAUUUGAGUAGUAAUGGAUAGGAAAUGUAAUCUCUACCUCACCAGCAGGAAAGAUUUUUUUCUUGACAGAAAACACUCAGUGUUGUUUCAUGGGUACUGAAUGUUGCGUACGAGUAGCUUACACUUCUUUUCACUGUAAGUGAAAUUUUCUCUAUUACCAGCAAUUUCUUAGAGAAAUUCUUUUUAAUCAUUUUCAUCUGAGUGUAUAGAAAGCCAACUAAGAUAAUGUUAUUUCACACAAAUACUGUAUGUCUCCAUAUGACUUUCCAGCAGACAAGCUACAUUAUGAUUGCAGUGAGAUUAUGUGAUGAGGCCUGUAAUGAGAAUCGUAUCCAAAGGGCUAGGGAUGGGUACUGUUAAGACUUAAGACUUAAGACUCAUAUAAUUUUAGAUGACAUAUUUACCUAGCCAAGAUAGCAAACUAGAUGUUUGCAUCCUGAUUCAACAGACAGCUACAUAAACAAAUCAGCAUCAUUAAAAGGAUACAAACACUAAAAGGUUGCAUUAAGAUACCAUGUGCCAUAACUCACAGUACUGUUCAUCCUGGGUCAAUGACAUGUAACAUCCUUCUACUUUUAUACACUUACCGUCUAAAAUAUCUGCCAUUUGUACACAACAGAAAACCAAUAAAUAUCGUUUGUACAUACA